Messenger RNA from Zygosaccharomyces rouxii, 5661 nucleotides. RefSeq lists its product as uncharacterized. The transcript has 2 exons. NCBI's taxonomy places the organism in Eukaryota, Fungi, Ascomycota, Saccharomycetes, Saccharomycetales, Saccharomycetaceae. Bases 1 to 5661 code for a protein of 1886 amino acids. The record is from RefSeq and is a predicted model, not a curated record.
AUGUUGAAGCUUACCGCUCUCAAGAAAUCGAUUUCCAACACACCAACAGACGUCAUGAUAUUCAAGAAUAAGUUUAAGAAGCCAGACGCAGACGCCCUCAAAAACGAGGCAUCUGAUGCGGCAAAGGAUGCCAAAAAGGAUCCUCAACAGACUCUUGAUCAGGCAAAGGAUCUUUCCAAGAAGAAUCCUCUAGGUAAGAAUGCUGCUGACGGUGGCAGCGGCGCUGAUGGUGCUGCCGCUGAAGGUUUUGAAGAUGAAGCAGUCGGUGCCGCUGGUGGUGCUACUUCCCCCCAGGUAGCUCGUGGUGGCAGCAGACGCACGGCACCCGCCCAGGAUGUUGGAGAUAACUACGAUUACGAUCGCGAUUACGAUCGCGGCUACAGAGACGGUGUUGCCCGUGCAGGCAGAGAUAUGAACGCUGGCACUGGCGGCCACGCUGAGGACACAACUCAACAGCACGGCGGUCAACCACAACAAAUGGCGGCUUCCCCCCGUCGCCAAGGCUCUGCUCGUCAAGCACAGACGGAUCGUCAUCAACAUCAUGAUGGACACGGUUUCUCCACAGCAGGAUUGGCAGGAGCAGAAGGAGGAGUAGGAGAUCCUGAAGACGAAUUUGAGACCUCCCCUGAACACUCAGAAUACGUUCCAGCAUCUCAGUACGGUACCCCUGCUUCCCCCCGUAGAAACGCCCCCGCAGGGGCUCCAACAGGUGCCUAUGAUCCAGCGGAAGGUGAAUACGUUUCUGGUACAGGAGCAACUCAUUCCCCCAAGAAAACUCCAUCAGGAGCCUACAGACCUGCUCAGACCACUACAUCUGGAGUACCCUCUAGAAGUGCAUCCAGGAAGAAGAGCGCCGAGGACGGUGGUGUUGCUGGUGGUGGUGCCACUAGCGGAGCCGGAGGCUACGGUUAUGACUAUCCAGAUUACCAAGAUCGUAGCGAAUGGGAUAGGCGACACAGUAAAAAGGGAUUUUCCAUGCCAUUUAGAAGACAUCACGAAGCUCCGGAGGGAGAGGCCGAGGAGAUCGGUGGAGCAACCGGUGCGGGUGCAGGUGCAGGUGCAGGUGCAGUAGGUGGUGGAAGAUCUGCCCAAGCUCCAGCCAGAGCAGGCUCCAGAGGUCGUGGUACAGCACCUACUGGUGGCGCUGCGGGUAAGGAUAGUGCUGCAGUUGCUGGUGCUGGCGCCGCUGUGCAAAGAGCUGGCGGUACUUCUGGCGGUGGCGGUGUAGGUGCAGGCACAGGCACAGGCACAGGCCUUGGUACUGGUACUGGUACUGGUACGGAAGCAGGCACUGGGGCCGCCGAUGCGUCCGGUGGCGGCGGUACAAGUAAGGUUAGUGGAUUUUCCUCCAAGCUCAAAGGUUUAGUUAGUAACAAACAUGUCCAGGGCAAAGCGAGCGAUUUGACGAGUAAGGCAGGCAUUCCAAAGAAUGUCAAGGAAAUUCCCGGGGUCAAGAGCGGCAUCGGUAAAGUUGCUGACACUGCUGGUAUUCCAGGUGGUGCAACCGGUGCAGGCUAUGCCGUUUCCGGUGCAGGAGCAGCACUAGGUAGUGGAUUAAGUAAGAAGGUUGGUGGUAAGAAAGGUUCUACAACUGGUAGCGGUGAAGGUUAUGAAGGUGAUGGUGCUGGUGGUUAUACAGGUGGCACCGACGCUGGUGAGCGCGGCUACGGUACUGGUGGUGCUGGUGAGCGCGGUUAUGGCACUGGUGAGCGUGGUUACGAUACUGGUGAACAUGACUACGGCACUGGUCAACGCGGUUACGGCACUGGUGAGCGUGGUUAUGGUGCUGGUGAGCGUGGUUACGAUACUGGUGAACAUGACUACGGCACUGGUGAGCGUGGUUAUGGUGCUGGUGAGCAUGGUUACGAUACUGGUGAACAUGACUACGGCGCUGGUCAACGCGGUUAUGGCACUGGUGAGCGUGGUUACGAUACUGGUGAACAUGACUACGGCGCUGGUCAACGCGGUUAUGGCACUGGUGAGCGUGGUUACGAUACUGGUGAACAUGACUACGGCACUGGUCAACGCGGUUAUGGCACCGGUGAGCGCGGUUACGGCACUGGUGGAUAUGGCGUCUCUAGUCCUAAGUAUAGUGGUCAAGGAGUUAGAGAUGCUGAUAACCUGGUUACUUCUCCUUCUGGUAAGUCUUUUGACUACGAUCGAAUUGAUGGUGAAUACCCAGAGGGAAGCCAUCGUUACUCCCAUCGUGGGCCAGCUACUGCGACUUCUGCCUCUAAGAGAAGUCCAAGCUCCGGAGAACACAAUGAAUCUCGUACUGCUAGUCAUGGUCAUAGUUACGACGAAAAUUAUCAAGGUGGUUACGAGGCCGGUUAUUUGGCAGGAAGACGAGGUGAGGUGCCACAAGGUGUUGCUUCUCCUGCCCGCGAUACAACUUCUCGCGGUGGUGCCGCUACUACCUCCCCUCGUGGGGCCGGUGGUAACGUUCCUCAUGGUGCUGGUACAACCUCUUCUCGCGGAGCUGAUACUACCUCACCACGUAGAACGGCUUCUUCAAAGGACUACUCCCGUGGUGCUACCGGCUUGACGGGUGCAGCCGGUGCAGGUGCAGCUUCCGCUGAUGGUGGUAUUGGCCAUGGUAAGGGUUACGGCGCAGAAACUGAUCCCGCAGGAGGAUUCUCGAGAACCGCCGGAUUGGCUGAUGAUUCUCCAACGGGUCCCUCAGAUAACAUCCCUGACUCAGGUCCAUCUGGAGGUGGUUAUCAUUACGGUAAUCGUGAUACUGGUGCCGCCUCCGAUAGCGCUGUGGGUGCAGGUGCUGGUGCCCACAAGGCAGGUGCUGGUUCCGAAUCCAAGACCAAUCCUUUCAAGCAAGAUAAGCCAGGUAACGAUUUGGAAUAUGACGGAACUGGUGCUGAAAGGUAUGGUGCACAUGACCCUAGUUAUUCUCCCGAGGGUGACCGUAGCGGUGGUAAUUUAGGCGGUACAGAAGCUUAUGGUUACGGUAGGGGUUCAUAUCCUGCUGAUAAAUUUGCCGAUGAUGGUUUCGGUUCUGGAGGCGCCGAUAGAGGUGCAGGUAAGCGCAGUGCCAAGCCUUCUGGUUAUGGCCAUGGCGAUGUCUCCCACGCUGGUGGUCCCUACACCGGUGCAAACAGACAAACUGGUACAGGAAAGCAGUUUAACCGUGAUGCAGCUGGGUACGGAAAGUCUCCAGCAAGUGCUGUGGGACCAGGUUCUGAGGAAUAUCCUGAGGAUUAUGAUGAUGUUCGUAACCCUGGUGCUGAUGAGUUAGGCACUAGGAGAGGCGGUGGUAGCAAGGGCACAACUGAUCGCGGAGCUACUGGCGGUGGCCUAAGUGGCCUAGCUGCCGGUGGUGCCGGAGCGACAGCCGCUGGUGGUUUCGGCGGUGCCGAUGCUAGUAAAGGAGCCAGCGGCGGUGGCCUAGGCGGUGGUAUCUCGAAAGUUUCCGACAAGGCUGGUGGUCCCGAGAAGAUCAAGGGCUCCUUAGACAAAGCUGCUAACUCCAAAGCAGGUGGAAUCACCAAGAGUAAGGCGGGUGAUUUGGCAAAGAGUAAGUUAGGCGAAGGUAAAGCAGGUGAACUAGCAGGUAAGGCUAAGGGCGUCCCCGGUGCUAAUGAUGCCGCAAGUAAAGCUCAAGGUGCUGUGGGCAAAGGAAUUAGCUCUAAAUUUGGUGGCGGAAGUGGCGGAGGUGCCACAGGUGCCGCAGGAGCCCUUGGUGCUGGCGGUGCUCUAGCUGGUGCUGCAGGAGGCCAGAAAGGUGCUGACCAGGGUGAUACUCCCGCUGGCCACGAUGGCGGAGACUACAGAGGGUAUGGUUAUGACCAAGGUGUAUCACGUGGUGGUGCCGGUGGUGGCGCUUACGAUGACGAGUUUGACACUGGCCAUUAUGGAGAUCACACCGGUGGCGGUGCUGCUCGUCGUACUGGUGCUGGUACUGGUUAUGAUGGCUACGAUACGGGCAACUACGGCGGCACAGCUUCCGGGACAAGAGGCUCUGAUGGUUAUGAUGAAGGUUACCAGUCUGGUAUGCGUGAUGUACGUCGUGGUGAUAGCGUUCGGAAGCCUGCACAUGAUGAUGCAGCUGGCUAUGCUCCAAAAAGUAGUGAUCGUUCUUAUGGUCGCACUCCAGAACAAGAUCGUUAUCCGGCAGAUACCUAUGGUGGUGGAGGCUAUGGUCAAAAUCCCAACCAAGGCGGCGGUGACUACGGUCGUGGCGCGGUCCCUCAGGAAUAUCCUCCAGAUUACAUGGUUGGUUCCGAGGGAGGAACCAACCGUCGUCUUAGGCAGGGUCUCGGAGGAGAAGGAGAAGACCAGAAGAAAGAGCAAUUGGGGGUAUCAGAUGGAGAUCAGGUCCCCACCUCCCAGGAAGUUGGUGAUCAGAGAGGGGAUGGUUUCGCUAGGGAAGCUUCUGCUGAUAGCAGCGCUUAUUAUGACAGUAGUGAGACUGUUCGAGGUUCAAAGGAGCAAGCGCCUACAACUACAGAAAAGCCAACCAAGGGGGGGUCUAUUAGCAAGACUAAGCAACCUGCUAUGAGAGGACCAGUUGAUGCGAAGAAACAGGAUACUAGUAUUCCAAGAUUAGGAUUCCAGGGAUUGUUCAGCCGUAAAAAAUCUGUCGGUGGUACUUCUGGUGGUGAAGAAGCUGCACCAGCUUCAACUUCUAAAAGAGGUAGCUUCGUAAGGCGGUUGAGUCUGUCCAGAAAGAAAUCAGCUGAUCAGGAGCCUUUGGAUGAACCAUUUAAUCCGGAGACUGAGAAUAAUGAGCCGGUGACGAGAACAAAGAGUGAUAAGUUAGCUGGGGCUGCUGCUUCGCCUCCAAGUACCAAGAAGAACAUGGAACCUAGCAGUCCAAGAUCUAGGGAAUCAGCAGGCUCCAACAUCAAAGGAAGUCCACGUGGUGAAAAACAGGCUGCCACCUCCCAGCCAAGGGGGGCUACUGGCGGGGGCGUUGGCCCUGUCUCUUCCUCAGGUGAGCCAACCACAGGAGAAGGUAAGAGAUUUGCUGAGACUUUUGGUAAUAUGCCAAGUUUGGUCGACUCAAGAGUUCCUACUUACGGUUGGGGUACGUACUCUGAAGGUCCACCAACAGGACCAGCCGAUUCUGCAGGAGGCGUUGGGUCCGGGAAGGGCGGAAAUCCACCUGUGCAAGGUACUGCCAAACCUGAUAACCUGCCUGUCAUGUCCAAGGAUCCAACUUCACCUAAGUAUGGUGGUGCGGAUGGUGCUGCAACUAAGGUAAAGAAAUCAAGCUCUUAUCCACAACGUAAUCCAGAUGAAGAUGUGUUCUACGGAAAUGAAGGCAUGGAAAGAGAAGGUGAGGAUAAUUAUGUGACUUCUCGUAAACCUACUCAUGGUAAGAACGUCUCUGUGGGGUCUCAUGAAAUGAAUAAUGAUGCCGCUGCUGAUGCUACUUAUGGUGAAAGGGGCUACUACAACAGGUCUAGGACUGCACCAGGUCUCAGAGAAGAAGAGGAACCAACAUCUAUUUAUGGCGAUGAGGAAGGUGGUUAUAACAUCAAUGAAGCUUCAAAGGUGCCAAGGGGGGGCCCUGACGAGGCUGAAGAGGUAGCUCAAGGUGCAAAGAAAACUGCUGAUGCCGGAAAGGGGGAACCCGGCAUCUUCGAGAAGAUCAAAAACACAAUCAUGCCGGGUAGUCACGAGGACGCUGGUACAGCUGCUUGA